CAGCUGUUUAACAACAAUAUUUUUGUAGCUGAUGAGGUUUAACUCUAAUUUCCUUAAGGGGAUUAUAUAUACAUAUAAAACUAGGGUUGUCGUAAACAUCCUCAGUGCUUCCCAGUUAAGUACAGUCAUCUAUUAUUGAGCGAAAGGCCGAGUGUGGAAAUGUGUGUAAGACUGUGGAUUUAAAGUAGAUUUUGUUUCAGUCGGUCAGCAGGAGAAGAAUAUUGCUUAUGGUAACAAAGAAGCAGCUAUGUCUUUCUCGCAGUUUGGAUAUCCUUACAAUGCAACUUCUCAGUUUUUCGUGUCGGCAAACACCAGUACGACUUGCUGCGAUUCGAUUUCCAGGUCGGUGACAGAAGGACCGAACGCGUCUCAAAGCGCAUCCUCAUUCUGCUGUCCCUCCUAUGAGAACCGGCUCCUGGCGAGCACACGGACCGAGCUCAACGCCGCGCUCGGGGUGUACGGCUCUCCUUACGCAGCUGCAGCGGCGGCCGCAGCCGGACAGAACUACGCCAACUACUUUCCGUACAGCGCCGACCCCUCCGCCAUCUACUCCAGCCUGAACCCACAAUAUGAAAUAAAAGAGGGGUCAGGAAGUCUUCACAGCACUAUAACCCAACCUGCCGCCUACUAUCCAUACGACCACUCACUAGGACAAUACCAGUAUGAUAGGUAUGGGACUGUUGAUUUUAACGUAUCAGCGCGAAGAAAAAAUGCCACACGUGAGACGACAAGCACUCUUAAAACAUGGCUUUAUGAACACCGGAAAAACCCUUACCCUACAAAGGGUGAGAAAAUCAUGCUGGCCAUCAUCACUAAAAUGACUCUCACACAAGUUUCCACCUGGUUUGCCAAUGCUAGACGGAGACUAAAGAAAGAAAAUAAGAUGACCUGGUCUCCCAAAAACAAAGCGGGUGAUGACAGGAAAGAAGACCUCAUUGAGACUGAUCCAGACAGCAUAACCAAAGACUCCAAAGAUAGCAAGGAUGAGCGGGACCUGCAGUUCAGUGACCUGGAUGACAUUGAGGACGAGGAAUGUGACAAGCUGGACAGUGACUGUGAGAAAUCGGGUCAGGAUGACGUCCCGGCUUCCUCCCCGCCAAAGAGAGACUGUAACCCUAACCUGAACUUUUCAUCUUUUCCCUGCGGUCUGAAGAGUUUGGGCGCUUUGAACCCAGACUACCUGGAUCCCCUGGGCUCCAAACCACAGCAGCAGCCCUCACCUCAGUCCACUUCCGUAAGCACUGUGGCACUCUCUCACUUUGAGACAUCGGAGAAGCCUCGGAUCUGGUCGCUAGCACGUACAGCUGCUGCAGGGGUUGUAUUAGGUGCACACCAUGGAGGAGAUGUACGGACUGGGUCUGGGGACUGUCAGAUGCAGGCAGCCAGGAUACCCACAGUCGGAGGAGGGCAGUGUGGGGAGCUGAAGGGCCUUCAGGACCCUAUCAACCUGAGCAAUACUGAAAGCCUUUACCAGGAAGGACUGCAGGGGAUACAUAAAGCAUACAGUAGUGGGAGCUACAAGAACCUCCAGAUACACUCUUCAACCUACCCUGUACUGCCCGAAUCGUGCCAAUACUCAAUGGAAGGGUUCUCCAGUACAGGAAAAACAGAGACAGAACACACUGUGCUCAAUGACACAUGUCCAGCACUCCAGGAUGCCAAGACCACAGCAUUCAGACCUGUGAUGAAGAGGUGAGGCAGGACUGUGAAAAUGCCAAUAAACACGGGGACAUUCUUAUGAUCUACAUUAUGCACUAUGGAACAAGGCAAUGAAGAACUAUAUGCCCAUUGCAGUGGACAUUUGAAACUGUACGAGCCCUUUUUGGAACUGUGAAAACUGGAGGCAGCCAUAAUUUUGCACAAUAUGAUUUAAUGGUGUCAAUAACUUUAUGCAACGUUCUGUGUAUGUAUGAGAAUAAAUUGUCUGUGAUUUCUUAUGUUUGCAAUGGCAAUCGUAGUUUAGCAAUCCUAUUUAUAUAUUUAUUGUUUGGUUAUCCAUCUGCGUUAUUUAUCUGUUACCAUGCUGUAUGUCCUCCCAAGGUUGUGUUGUUACGUUUAUUUCUUGUGGUCGUGUGCUUAAUGUUCUGUGAUUUACAGUUUUGGAAGCUGGUGUUAAUCUUACAAUCAGCCUUUUUACUUUUAUUUACGUAAUAAAUGAAGUGCGAUACUGUGCUCCUGAGGAGUGUGCUGUUUAUUUCAAGGAACUAUGUAUAAAUGUUAU
Molecule: messenger RNA, 2221 nt
Organism: Triplophysa rosa
Lineage: Eukaryota; Metazoa; Chordata; Actinopteri; Cypriniformes; Nemacheilidae
Gene: irx6a
Product: iroquois homeobox 6a
Exons: 7
Coding region: 248-1696 (482 amino acids)
Biological process (GO): neuron differentiation; regulation of transcription by RNA polymerase II; cell development
Cellular component (GO): nucleus
Molecular function (GO): RNA polymerase II cis-regulatory region sequence-specific DNA binding; DNA-binding transcription factor activity, RNA polymerase II-specific
Source: RefSeq, a predicted model, not a curated record